Messenger RNA from Orbilia oligospora ATCC 24927, 1275 nucleotides. RefSeq lists its product as uncharacterized. The transcript is spliced from 3 exons. Bases 1 to 1275 code for a protein of 424 amino acids. The record is from RefSeq and is a predicted model, not a curated record. Lineage: Eukaryota; Fungi; Ascomycota; Orbiliomycetes; Orbiliales; Orbiliaceae.
AUGGCUCCUAUAGUCAAUUUCAUCUUUGGCCGUGCACCAGAGGGUGCCGAAGAGGCGCUUGCCCGGGUCUCGGAGUACUUAUUAGAACAAUGGCAGAAUCCUAGUGAUAUCCUUUCUGUCCUGAUGUUAUUGGGACCAGAUAUUGUGCAGAGAUCUGUUGCGCAAUUAGCUGGCAGAGUUGUAACCCCAUGCGCCUUUUCGUUCGGAUGGGUGGCUUAUUCUGCCUCCGCUCUCGUGAGCAGUCUCGGCGAUGGUCGGCUCAUGCCUGAUGCCGAUGUCGAUGAAACCCUUGUUAUCGGCGCCAAAAGUGGCCACUGCCGUUCCACAAAAAGCUGGAUUCUCGGCCGCCUAUUGCGAGAUUUUAAUGAUGCCGUCGACCAAGAAAUGAGUAAAGAGGUAGCUCAUGUCCCUCCACGAUCUUCGGACGUACCCUCUACGACCGAGAAACGGUCACCAGCCCAAGAAAGUCCCGCCGUUCCCGCUCGUAGCGCAGAACAUCGUCCCUGGGAAGCUCUUCGUGUAACUGUCUUUGAGUUCGAUGAUUCCUCCGCCAUACCAGGCCAUGGAACCCCAACUCUGGAUUGGGUGUGGCUUCUUGGUCCCGUCACCAUUCUAAUUCAAAUUGGCCUUGCUCUUAUUCCCUUAAUACUUUAUGAUUGCUGGGACAUCCUCCUCAUUUCUGUAGUUGGCAACUUUCUCGCCGUACUAAGCGGCUCGCUUCCGCAGUGGAGUAAAGAAAAAUGGGCAUGCCCCAAGAACGGCGGUUCGACUGUCACAAUUACACAGGGUAAUGGAAGCCGUACUGCAAUGGUGAUAGUCGGGAAGAAGGAUGUGGGGCCCGAUCUAGAGAUUUUGGCCAGAGGGACGAGAACUCGUGCUGCUUCACGGCUCACAAGAGUGGCAACAUGUACACUGGCAUCGUUGUGGGUUCUCCUUUUGGUAACCGUGGCGGGCAUGAAGAGGAACUCAUGGUACCUCAUGGGAGUAGGUAUUAUAGGAAGUGCUCACAAUAUUAUCGCCGCAGGAGCCAAACGCUCACCUGCAGCCCUCGGGCUUCAUUUGAAACAGCUGGGAGAACCUAUCAGCGAUAGCAGCGUAGCAGCAGUCUUGAAAAAAGUGGAAGAACAAUAUGAAUUCGUCGGGUCAUCGCUGUUGGAUGUAUUCUAUCCAGGCGGUUUUCGGGUAAAGAAUGACGCCGACAUUGAAUUCUGGGAGGAAGCCAUUCAGAAGCGAAAGAGGCCCAAUGAGUAUGGUGUACUUAUCAAUCUUGGCUAA